UGCAAUUAGCAAAGGGGCAUUUUAGUCAUCGUGCAAAACGCUCACCCAUGGGCUAGGGUUUUGAGGGCCCUAUAAAUGGCGUUCUUCACUUCUUUCAUGCUCCUGCGUCAGCACUUAGAAGCCAGAGAUCACGGAAAAUCAUUCUCUUUCCAUCCGAUAAAAUGGCUUCUGUUCCUAGCGAUUUGAUUUGGGAGAUUGUCAAGAAAAACAACUCCUUUCUCGUGAAGGAAUUCGGGAACAGCACUGCGAUGGUGCAGUUCAGCAAAGAAAAGAACAACCUCUACAAUGUUAACUCCUUCAAGCAUUCAGGCUUAGCGAACAAGAAGACAGUGUCAAUUCAGCCGGGAGGAAAGGAUCUUUCUAUUGUGCUUGCUACUACAAAGACAAAGAAGCAAAACCAGCCUGCGAAUCUGUACCACAGGUCAAUCAUGAAGAAGGAAUUCAGUCGGAUGGCGAAGGCUGUUGUGAACCAGGUUGCAGACAACUACUACAGGCCAGAUCUGAAGAAUGUGGCGCUUGCUAGGCUGAGUGCCGUGCGCAGGAGUCUUCAGGUUGCUAAGUCUGGGGUUAAGAAGAGGAACAGGCAGGCAGCUAAAAUCCGUGGUAGGAAGUGAGUAUAGCUCGGUUUGCCCGCUUUUUUGAAUUUCUAGAAAAUCACUGCAGUAAGUGAAGGAUAUGGGACCUACCUUUUUAUUCUUCUGAAGUUGCCAGGUCUGUUAGUGUUAAUUUGGGUUUGAUAAACUAGCGUGUGUUACUUGUUUAAUGCAUCCCUUUUUGAGACUUGAGUAUUGGUUAGCAUUUCAGAGCCAAAGCACUGUCUGGGUGAGCCUAGGUAUUCUUUUGAGGGUUUAUAUGAUAUACUCUGGCAGAGUCUUGCAGCA
Messenger RNA from Magnolia sinica, 881 nucleotides. RefSeq names its product large ribosomal subunit protein eL28y-like. Gene Ontology annotation, molecular function: structural constituent of ribosome. Gene Ontology annotation, biological process: translation. Gene Ontology annotation, cellular component: ribosome; cytosolic large ribosomal subunit. The transcript has 4 exons. The record is from RefSeq and is a predicted model, not a curated record. The coding region runs from base 162 to 614 and encodes 150 amino acids. NCBI's taxonomy places the organism in Eukaryota, Viridiplantae, Streptophyta, Magnoliopsida, Magnoliales, Magnoliaceae.